This is a messenger RNA of Naegleria gruberi, 558 nucleotides long. RefSeq lists its product as uncharacterized. The transcript has a single exon. Bases 1 to 558 code for a protein of 185 amino acids. The record is from RefSeq and is a predicted model, not a curated record. NCBI's taxonomy places the organism in Eukaryota, Heterolobosea, Eutetramitea, Acrasida, Naegleriidae.
AUGUUAAAGUGGUGUGUCCUCAUAAUUAUUCUUCUCUCAACCAUUUUCACAUCACAUGCACAAUAUGUCACACAAACAGUGGCAGGUAAUGGAAUUUCCCAAAGUUUGGGAGAUGGUUUUCUUGGAACACAAGCGAGUUUAAACAGUCCAAGAGAUGUUGCUCUUGACAUGUAUGGUAACAUGUACAUAGCUGAAGAGAAGGCACACAAGAUUAGAUUCAUAAACAAGACAACAGGUAUUAUUUCAACAUUGGUUGGAAAUGGCAUUGCUGGAAGUGUUGGAGAUGGUGGAUUGGCUAUUAAUGCACAAUUACAUUUACCAUUCUCUCUAGCAAUUGAUUCGACUGGUCAAAAUUUGUUCAUUUCUGACAGUGGAAACCAUGUUAUUCGUCACAUUAACAUGACAACACGUAUCAUUUCAACUGUUGCUGGAACAAUGCGUAGUCCUGGAUUUGGUGGUGAUGGAAAUAUUGCCACACAAGCACUAUUAAACACUCCUAGAGGAAUUAGACUUGAUUGGAAGGGAAACAUUUAUAUUGCAGGUAGUGUAGUUUAUUGA